This is a messenger RNA of Closterium sp. NIES-65, 969 nucleotides long. NCBI's taxonomy places the organism in Eukaryota, Viridiplantae, Streptophyta, Zygnematophyceae, Desmidiales, Closteriaceae. The record is from the annotation of a GenBank genome assembly.
AUGGCAUCGUCGUCCGAUUCUUCCGUCGACCUUGCCACUGUUGACGCACUCGAGUUGCUGCCUGACAACUCUGCUGCUAAUUGGCACUCUUACGCUCAUUCCGUUGAGGUGCUCCUCUCCUCUGUUGUGGUCAGCGGCUACAACCUUCGCUCGGUUGUUUUUCAGGAAGGCGGUGGACUUCAGCCCGUGGCCCCCACCGCUCCUACUGGACCUGCCCCCGCCCACCCUGGCGCCGAGCCCUCUCCCCCCGGUGAUCCUCCCACCUUCGCGCCGAAUGUCAACGACCCGCAGAGCUCGGAAACCGCCAUUCGCACCUACCGCACCAAUCUCCAAGAGCACCUGCGCCUGCAAUUGCGUUAUGAGGACGACAGGCGCAUCUAUGACGAGGCCGCUGCCCGCUACAACAAGUACCAGGAGGACCUGGACACCUACACUGCAGAACUUGCAGACUACACCACGAAAAUUACUGCCUGGCGGGUUGCUGAUUGGCGUGCGCUUGCCAUUCUUCUCGCCACCAUCCCCUCCUCCCUCAAACGCGAGCUCUCACCUACCUCCUCCUCCCACCUGUGGCGACUGCUGGUCGACCUUUUCGAUCGGCAGGACGUUGCCACUCUUUACGCCCUUAUCAAGGAGUUUGGAACUCUCUCCAUGGAUUCCACUUCUGGCGCAGCUGCUUUCACUCGCCGUGUCUUAGACCUUGCUCGGCGCCUUGCAACACUCGAUGUGGUGUACCCGGACACCGUCAUCUGCUGCCACCUCCUCGAGGGCCUCACACCUGCCUUCGACGCUCACAAGCUUGCUUACAUGCAGCUUAUCUCCAAGCACCACACCCCUGCCGAAGUCGCUCAGUGGAUUAUCACCACCGAAGCUGAGAUCCUUCGCCACUCUUCCUCCACAGCCGCAGCAGCCCAGUCGCGCAGCACCCGGGGUGGACGGACAGCGCUGCGGCCAAACCACCCAUGCCACUGA